Molecule: messenger RNA, 898 nt
Organism: Vespa mandarinia (Asian giant hornet)
Lineage: Eukaryota; Metazoa; Arthropoda; Insecta; Hymenoptera; Vespidae
Product: coiled-coil domain-containing protein 124
Biological process (GO): transcription by RNA polymerase II
Cellular component (GO): nucleus
Molecular function (GO): transcription coactivator activity
Source: RefSeq, a predicted model, not a curated record
GAAGUACAAUUAUGCGUGAGAUUACGCGAGCGACAUCUGGUAAAAUUAGUUUACUUUCGCUCAAGUUGGCGGGUGCAUUCACAGAAAAUGUUAUGUUAUUGUCAUAAUAGGUGAUCAAUUCUCUAUCAGAGUUCAUUAUCCUGAUUUCUUUGUGUUAAAUUGAUCAUCAUGCCUAAGAAAUUCGUCGGUGAGAAUAGUAAGGCUGUAGCAGCCAGGGCAAGAAAAGCUGCUGCUAAGGAAGCUGAAAAUACAAAGAAAGCUUUGGAAGCUGAAGAGAAAGCUUGGCAGGAUGACGACAAACAAGUAUUAAAGAAGAAACAGAAACAGGAGGAACUCGAGAAGAAAAGACAGCAACAAUUAGAAAAGAAGGCUGAAGUGAAAGCUCUAUUAGAAAAAGAAAUGGCAACUAUAAAAGUAGGAGGCAAACAACCUACUGCUAAAAUUACAAAAGCUGAAAUAAUGGCAGCUAUGGAGAAGCGCAAUCAAGCUGCGAAAAGUGAGAAGAAAAAGGAGGAAGAAAAACCAAUCGAAGAAAAUUUGAAUAGGAUUAUUGUCGAAGGCGAAAGUGCACAUGGUAUAGACGAAGCUUUAUCGAUUUUAAGCGUGAAAGAUUCGGAAGUUGAUCGUCAUCCCGAGAAACGUAUGAAAGCUGCUUAUGCAAGUUUUGAAGAGAAAAUGAUGCCUAUUAUUAAGGAACAAAAUCCUACUUUGAGGCUCAGUCAAUUGAAACAGAUUUUGAAAAAAGAGUGGAUGAAAUCUCCUGAAAAUCCGCUCAAUCAAAAGCUUUUUAACAAUUGAUAUUAGUGGUAUAUUCAUUGAUAGUCUGCGCACUUUCACAUGACUGAAUAUAACUUUCUUAUCUUAAAUGUUUGAAAAAAAAAAGAAAAAAAGAAAAAAA